UUCUUCUCUCUCUCUUGAAGGCCGGGAAGAAUUAUCGCACAAGUCCCACAUGAAAACCCCCAACAAAAGGACGCCAAUGGAAGCAGCCAUGUUAUUUCCUCUCUCUAUAUACAUAUAUAUAUGUAUAUAAUUAUAUAUACACACGUUACGUAACGACCUCUCGUUGCCUUUCCCUAUAUAUAUAUCUCUCUCUCGGAACCAGUCAACCUACCAGAUACUCCUCCGACGUCUUAGUAACCCAACGCGUUUCUUUCUCGCGCUCUGUCAUUUCUAGAUCUCAAUUCAAUCAAUAAACUCUUCCCUGUUCAUAUCACUCCUCUUUUGGAUUGAAUUUUCCAGUUGGAGCCAAUGAUGGCAAACUCAAGCUCGGCUUCGGGCCCCAUUUUGAAUGAUUUCUAUAUACCUAAUUACAUACUUAUACCUGAUGCCGAGGUUGAGAAUGUUAAAGAUGUACCAGCAUGUCCGGUGCUAGUAUUCAUCAACUCUAGGAGUGGUGGUCAGUUAGGUGGGGAACUUCUUGUUACAUACCGUAGUCUUCUAAACAACAAUCAGGUUUUUGAUUUGGGAGAAGAGGCUCCUGAAAAAGUGCUACAUAGACUGUAUGUCAAUCUAGAAAAGCUGAGGGAUAAUGGUGAUAAAUUUUCUCCUACAUUUCAGGAGAGGUUGAGAAUAAUUGUAGCAGGUGGGGACGGCACAGCCGGCUGGCUUCUUGGAGUUGUUUCUGAUCUCAAAUUAUCUCAUCCUCCACCAAUUGCUACAGUGCCCCUGGGAACUGGAAACAACCUCCCUUUCGCUUUUGGUUGGGGGAAAAAAAAUCCAGGAACGGAUCGUCAUUCUGUUGAGUCAUUCUUGGUUCAAGUUAAGGAAGCAAAAGAAAUGAGGAUAGACAGCUGGCACAUUCUCAUGAGGAUGAAAGCCCCGAAGGAAGGGUCCUGCGAUCCUAUUGCUCCUCUUGAGCUACCACAUUCUUUGCAUGCGUUUAAUCGUGUUUCUCCAACAGAUGAACUCAACAAGGAAGGUUGCCACACAUUUCGUGGGGGAUUCUGGAAUUACUUCAGCAUGGGAAUGGAUGCGCAAGUAUCGUAUGCAUUUCAUUCUGAGCGAAAGUUGCAUCCUGAAAAAUUUAAGAACCAGAUGGUUAAUCAGAGUACUUAUGCAAAGCUUGGAUGCACACAAGGAUGGUUUUGUGCUUCUCUUUUUCAUCCUUCUUCAAAGAAUAUAGCUCAACUUGCGAAGGUUAGGGUCAUGAAAAAUGGUGAAUGGAAUGAACUCCAGAUAUCUUCCAGUAUCAGGUCGAUUGUAUGCCUUAACUUGCCUAGCUUCUCUGGUGGAUUCAAUCCUUGGGGAACACCCAAUCAGAAGAAAAAGAAUGAGAGAGAUCUGACUCCACCAUUUGUAGACGAUGGCCUAAUUGAGGUUGUUGGUUUUAGAGAUGCUUGGCAUGGGCUUGUUUUGCUUGCUCCUAAAGGUCACGGGACUCGUCUUGCCCAGGCACGUCGAAUCCAAUUUGAGUUUCAUAAGGGUGCAGCUGACCACACAUUUAUGAGAAUAGAUGGGGAACCCUGGAAACAACCUCUCCCAGUCGAUGAUGACACUGUUGUCGUAGAAAUCUCUCAUCUUCGCCAGGUCAAGAUGCUUGCCACCCACGAUUGCAUAUCCAAAAGUGUGCAUGAUCGCGAUCCCUCCGUGCAUGCUGUUGAUAAUACCACUGAUGUAGAGGAUCACAACGAUGAAGACACCGUGGAGGAAGAGAGGAGGAAGUUUGGUGCUGCAAGCACGUUCAGGGUCCCUGAUGAGGUUGACAUUUCUCAUCUUAGUUAAGUCGACAUAAUUCAUUCAUUUACUUGGCUUCCAUAUUGUAUAGGCUUUUGCCAUUUAAAUUUCAUUCACAACUUCAGUAAUAAUAGCUCUAAUUGCUUAAUCAUCGCUAACUGUUAGUUUUAGAAUAGCAGCAACAUGAUAUUGCUGAGUUUGGGAUUUUUUUUUUCCUUCUUAGGCUCGUUUGUUUCGACGUAAAAUAUUCUUUUUGUAAAAUAUUUUUCUUUUUCAGGUAAAAUAUUCUUUUAUUUUUA
This is a messenger RNA of Cornus florida, 2072 nucleotides long. RefSeq names its product diacylglycerol kinase 5. The record is from RefSeq and is a predicted model, not a curated record. The coding region runs from base 349 to 1821 and encodes 490 amino acids. Gene Ontology annotation, molecular function: ATP-dependent diacylglycerol kinase activity. NCBI's taxonomy places the organism in Eukaryota, Viridiplantae, Streptophyta, Magnoliopsida, Cornales, Cornaceae. The transcript has 13 exons.